AUGGCCCCAUCCGGGAAGUCAAGGCUUGCCGGGAGGCUGGGUUGGCGGCUCUGGGUCCGGGAGGUGGCAGACGCGGGAGUGGCCAACCGCAGAGCAGGGGCCUGUGUGGGUGGAGGGGGCUCAGUGUGUGCAAGUGAAAGGCGCGCCGACAGACGGACACGCGUGGGCUCCGACCUCUCCCCACCUCGCGUGGGUUCGGGGCUCAAACUGCCCGGGGGCCAUCCUUGCCUGGCAGGCGCAGCGACCGCCCGAGAUCUGCUCCACCAACGACCCGCGCCGCUGCUAGCCGGGAGCUCUGGGCCUCGCCGGGCGCGGCAGCCCCUCCCCUCCCGAGCCCGCGCUUCCGCCCGAGACCCGGCGGCGGCCGUGACCGUGGCCGAGCCGCGCCUUCCGCCUGCGCCUGGGAGCUGCCGCCACCCGCCCGCGCCCCUGCGCGCCGCGCCUACAGGCCGCGCCAAGAGGUUGCUCCCGGGCCCAAGGGCCUCAGCCACGCACCAAAGACCCCCUCGGAGCUGGACACUAGGAGGGGUCGGCCAGUUCCGCGUCGCUCCCGCUCGGGAUGGGCCACUCGGCACCUGCGGCCGCUCGGGAACCCUGACUUGGCGGGGCCAUGGCCGGCGUCCGCCGCCGCGGCGAGCUGGGAGGGAGAACAGAGUCAGCGGAGGCUCCUUCCUCUCCCGGAGUCGCAGCGACAGAGGAGGGCCCGACCCCCAAGCGCAGACCGGCGGGACCCUCGCAGGGGACCAACUACAUCCCAGACCUCCUGCAGCCACCAGCACGGACUGGAGAAGUAAUGCGCUGUUGGGAGACCAUUCCUGAACACAACUGUGGCAGCUUCCCGGGGAGGAUAGCCUUUGUCACCUAUGUAUAGGUCACUAGACCCUGCUCAAGGUAUGAUACGAGGGGACAGGUGCUUCAGGGACUUGGCCGAACGCUACCUUGUGCUCUAAUGAAUAUCCUCACCCCGACGGAGGACGAAUGCUCCUCUUAAGGGUGAGGUGGGUUGCUGAAUAGGAAGGUGAAAAACAUAAACUGAACCUUUAGAGUAUCCUAGACCCCGCCCCAACUCCCACCCAUCCCCAGCCUUCACCAAAGUAGCUUCAGAUUCCU
This is a messenger RNA of Lutra lutra (Eurasian river otter), 1110 nucleotides long. Its product is annotated as translation initiation factor IF-2-like. The transcript has 2 exons. The coding region runs from base 1 to 819 and encodes 272 amino acids. NCBI's taxonomy places the organism in Eukaryota, Metazoa, Chordata, Mammalia, Carnivora, Mustelidae. The record is from RefSeq and is a predicted model, not a curated record.